This is a messenger RNA of Brachypodium distachyon (stiff brome), 2406 nucleotides long. RefSeq names its product E3 ubiquitin-protein ligase SINA-like 10. The record is from RefSeq and is a predicted model, not a curated record. NCBI's taxonomy places the organism in Eukaryota, Viridiplantae, Streptophyta, Magnoliopsida, Poales, Poaceae. The transcript has 3 exons. Bases 1030 to 1974 code for a protein of 314 amino acids. Gene Ontology annotation, molecular function: zinc ion binding.
CAAUUUCCAGAUAGCUUCUCACUCGCCAAAUUGAACACACCAUCAAAAGGGGUCACUUCACUGUUGGGCUGCCCUUGUCUAUCUUGACCUCAACUUCCUCAAUUAUGUCAAAGGCAUGGGAUAGAAAGCGCACAUGUCAAUCACACUCAAGGAUAGAUAAUUUAGCGUUCCAUCACAACAUAAACUAAAAACAAAUGAAGGAUAUAGCUAAUAAAUAAGUAAAACCGACGCUCGUCAAGCACAGUUUGCUGCGAUCGUGCGAGCGGCAUCACCGAUUGGUUGCGCGGAUGUGGUCACAACAGGCAGUCAAAACCUUAUUAUAGCAGUUAGAGUAGUGGUUUAAUACAUGUAUGUCCACAUUAUACAUCGAUCAAAAAUAAUUAGACAUUCGAGAUAUGUCUGCAUCCAAAGAUACAACCUUACAUUUGAGCACUUUUCUUCCGUUCUUGCUUGGCAUUAGUAAAAAUCCAAAAAUUAAAGUAUUGACAUAAGCUAUAUAGAUUAUGCACUACAUGUAUUGCGUUUUGGGACAGCUUUUUAGGUAGUAUCAUCCUUGUCCUUCUGCACAUACACAGGUGCCAUGGCUGCAAUUCAUUAACAAAGUGGUCGAUCCUUGGAUGCCGUGCUCUGCCCUCUCCUGUCGCCACAACUUUCCUGCCUACUGCCUAGCACCCUCCUCACCUUCUUGGCAUGAUGAUGGAUGGGAAUGAUGCUCUCUAGGCUGGGUAGCCAAAAAGGCUACUGAGCAAUUAAUGUUUUUUUUUGAGGAAUUAAUGGCUUCUUCUUGUUUCUUCACCUUCGGUUGCUCCUACAUGAAUGACUAAAAUCACAACCCAAUUUGAGCAAAGUUGGCUGCCUCCACAUGGCUACAAUUCCUUCUCCAGUUCUGCUCCUCGGUGAUUGGUUGUUCCUCUCCCCGUUUCCACUGCAAGACGAGUCACAAGAGUAGACUGUAACCAAAAAAACAAAAAGGAAAAGGAAAAACCACCACUAAGAUUUCUGACCCAGCAAACGAAAAGGAGCUCACCGAUGGAGGGCGGCGAGUACUGCGGCAAGAAGGCGAGGGUGGAGGUGAAGCGAGAGGAGGGAGCAGUGAUGCAAGACGGAGGCGAAGGAGGGAGGGCCGUGGUGGCGGCGGAAGCCAUGGCGGAACCGCAGAUGGACGUUAGGAUCGACGCGGCCUUAUUCCACUGUCAGGCCUGCCUUCUCCCCCUCAAACCCCCCGUGUUCAAGUGCCGCGCGGCCGGGCACAUCCUGUGCUGCUACUGCCGGUGCGGCCACGGCGACAUCUGCAGCCGCGCCGACACCCACUGCGGCGAGCUGGACAUCAUCAUUGGCGCCGCCAAGGUGCCGUGCGCCUACAAGGUGUUCGGCUGCGAGAGCUACGUCGUGUACCACGAAGCCGCGGGCCACCGCCGCGCGUGCCCCUGCUCGCCCUGCUCGUGCCCGGAGCCCGGCUGCGCCUUCCUCGGCUCCCGCGCCAUGCUUCUCGACCACGUCGCCGUCGACCACGCGCGCCCCGCCGUCGCGGUCCGCUACGGCCGGUCCUGUAACCUGAGCCUCCCCCUGUCGCGGCGCUGGCACGUCCUCGUCGGCGAGGAGGAAGACGACCGGAGCGUGUUCCUCGUGUCCCUGGGCGAGCUCGGCGUGGAGGCCACCGCCGUGUCGCUGGUGUGCGUCAGGGCGGACGAUGGUGCUGCCACGGCCGUGGCGCCGCGGUUCUGGUGCAAGCUCUCCGUGGAGCUCCCCGGAGUCGACAAGGACAAGCUGGUCCUCAUGGCGUCCGACGUGAGCAGCAGCGCUCUGUCCGGCGGCGCGCCGGAGCCUGGUCAAGGGAUGUUCUUGGCGGUGCCUCGGGAGUUGCUCCCCGGAGACAUGCUCACGCUCAGCGUCCGCAUUGACCUGGUCCAACCUGCCGCCGCCGCCCGCAAGUCGGCGACACCGCAAUCUAGGACAUCGAGGAAGAUGCAUUGACGUCUCACGUCUUCGUUUGAUCUUCUCCAUGUCAUGAAUGAAUGUCUGAAUGAUGAUCAGUAUGCGUUUGUUAAGCUACUACGUCGUUCUUCUGAUUUAUGACGCUUCGCCGUUUAAUUUAGCAGCAAUAGAGCAGUUUGACUCAGUAGUAAUGCAGCUGCCGGUUUGUAGUGCAACGAAUGUAGUCCUGAAAUAUGUGACGGAACAUGAAGCAGAGUUUUCAUGUAUGUAACCUGAAGCAGAGUGCAUUCUGUGAAUCAUUUUCUUCUACUCCCUCGGUCCUGAAAUAUGUGACGGAAGGAGUACUUUAUCUUACUGUACUGUAUAAGGUUGGUAGUUAUAUGUUCCGAUUCUUCAGUGGGUUUCUUCACAUGAAAGGAACCGUUGCAAAUUAUUUUGGUCAGACUGAAAUGAAUUGGAUGCAUGUAAAUA